Molecule: messenger RNA, 351 nt
Organism: Anisakis simplex (herring worm)
Lineage: Eukaryota; Metazoa; Nematoda; Chromadorea; Rhabditida; Anisakidae
Source: the annotation of a GenBank genome assembly
UUGAUUGCAGAUCACUACACUGGUCCUAUCCCAACCCAACUACAACAACAGCAGCAGCAGUCAUUACCACCAAUAUCGUUAUCGUCAACACAGUCCACUGGUAUCACUCAGCAACAACAACAACAACGACUGACUCCUGUAACACCUCGACAAAACACUACUCCAGUUGGCACCACAUCGCCGUCACCCAUCCCACAAUCGCAACUCUCAUCUACACCUUCAAAUAACGCCUCUUCUGUUGGUGGCACUGGCAGUGGUGGAGUGGCAGUGAAUGCUUCAGAAACUGGUGCGACCUCUUCUGCAGUGUCCACAUCUUCUUCAGUACAGCAACCACCUGCUGCAUCUGAAUAG